This is a messenger RNA of Linum trigynum, 438 nucleotides long. The record is from the annotation of a GenBank genome assembly. NCBI's taxonomy places the organism in Eukaryota, Viridiplantae, Streptophyta, Magnoliopsida, Malpighiales, Linaceae.
AUGGUGCUCACCAAGUCCAUGUCCGCUGAUGAGAAGAUCGUCCUGGCCAAACAAGCCGCCGACGCGGCCGUGGGACUGGUUGACAGUGCCAACGACACCGUCGCGGGGGCUCAUCCACCGCCCAAGGCUAUGCAAGGCCGACCGCCAGUGGAGGACGAGACGGAGAAGGAGGAAUCCCAGGCCAACCUCCGCCAACUCGUGGCCACGAUCGCGGAGGAGCGACGUGAGCGGCUAGAGGAAUCUCGUCGGGUGUGGCGUCGGUUGGACGAGCUCCAGGAGAUGUUGGUGGCGCUAUACGGCGUGCGCCAACAACCGCCAAAGGGAUCUGCAGGCGGCGAUGGGUCGAGUGGAGCGGCGGCGGUGGUCCUUUCGCCGGCAACAGAGGAGAUGGAGACGGUGCCGACGAUUGGGGGCGAGGGUGACCGGGCUGCAGAAUAG